AUGAAGCUCGUCUUUAGAAUUCCCUUCAUCCAACCAUUGAGAACAGCGCGCGAAAUGAAACUCUCCCGCAAUAACGAGACCGAAGCCAGUGCGAACACAGAUGAGGAGGCAGCCAAGCUGCCGUCACAUCAACCGCAGGACGAUGCAGUCGACUGGGACGGCCUAGAUGACCCCAAGAAUCCCCUCAACUGGCCUGCUACCAAGAGUUUUGGUCAUGUGGUGAUUGUGGCCGUCUUGUCGAUGGUCGUCAACAUCGCCUCGACCAUGGUCGCUCCGGCCAUGGACGACGUCGCUAGGGAUCUGGAGAUCACUAAUAUGACCCUGUCAACACUCGCCGUCAGUAUCUAUCUGCUGGAGUUUGCAUUAGGUCCUCUCGUGAUCUCCUCGCUCUCCGAGAUGUACGGGCGUCUCAUCGUCUAUCAUACUUGCAAUUCCAUCUUCGUCAUUUUCGUUAUCGCCUGCGCUUUGAGUCACACUCCCGCCCAGUUUCUGGUCUUCCGGUUCAUAUCUGGCUGUGCGGGAGCGGCGCCGCUUUCCCUUGGUGGCGGAACGAUCGCCGAUAUUAUCCCAAUCGAGAAACGCGGUGCGGGAGCAGCCUUGUUUGGCCUGGGUCCCCUUCUCGGACCGGUUCUGGGACCGGUGAUUGGAGGUUUUGUUGCCGAGGGAAAGGACUGGCGAUGGACCUUUUGGGUGGUCGCGAUCCUCGGAGGAGCAGCGGGUAUCGGCACGCUGAUCUUCAUGCGCGAAACACAUCCCAACACCCUGUUGGAACGGAAGGCCGCACACUUGCGACGCACGACGGGGAACCCUUACCUCCGAUCGAAGCUAGAUCGUGGACUCACAGGGCAGCAGAUUAUUGUCACCGCCCUUGUGCGCCCAGCCAAACUCUUGCUCUUCUCGCCGAUCGUGCUCGUCAUGUCCAUCUACGUGGCUCUCAUCUUCGGCCUUCUAUACCUCCUCUUUGCUACCUUUAGCAUGGUCUUCGAAGGCCAGUAUGGAUUGACCACCGGCUUUUCUGGUCUGGCCUACCUAGGCCUAGGUAUUGGCGAACUGGUAGGGCUAGUCACAUUUGCCAUCCUGAGUGACCGGAUCUUAAAGGCAAAAAUGGCAGCGGAUAAUGUCCAGGGACCUAAGCCCGAGUACCGGCUGGUCCUGAUGAUGUGGUUCCCGCCAGUCAUUGGACUUGGACUGUUCAUUUACGGCUGGACGGCCUAUUACCAGGUGCAUUGGAUGGUUCCGAUCUUUGGAACAUUCAUUGUUGGGUUCGGGGCGUUCUUUGUUAUCAUGCCCUCCCAGCUGUAUCUGGUGGAUCUGUACGGGUCAGAAGCAGCGGCAUCUGCGCUAGGGGCCAACAUUCUCCUCCGCUCAAUGUUCGGGGCCUUCCUGCCGCUUGCUGGGUCGCAUAUGUAUUCGACGCUCAACUACGGAUGGGGUAAUACGCUGUUAGCAUGCCUAGCACUGGCAUUUGCGCCAGUGCCGGUUCUGUUCUAUCGUUAUGGAGAAUGGCUCCGGAGUCGGGCGACACUGACGCUGUGA
This is a messenger RNA of Penicillium egyptiacum, 1536 nucleotides long. NCBI's taxonomy places the organism in Eukaryota, Fungi, Ascomycota, Eurotiomycetes, Eurotiales, Aspergillaceae. The record is from the annotation of a GenBank genome assembly.